Rangifer tarandus platyrhynchus (Svalbard reindeer) is the source of this 4281-nucleotide messenger RNA. Lineage: Eukaryota; Metazoa; Chordata; Mammalia; Artiodactyla; Cervidae. The record is from the annotation of a GenBank genome assembly.
AUGCAUUCCAGUAACCCUAAAGUGAGGAACUCUCCGUCAGGAAACACACAGAGUAGCCCUAAGUCAAAGCAGGAGGUGAUGGUCCGUCCCCCUACAGUGAUGUCCCCAUCUGGAAACCCCCAGCUGGAUUCCAAAUUCUCCAAUCAGGGUAAACAGGGGGGCUCAGCCAGCCAAUCCCAGCCAUCCCCCUGUGACUCCAAGAGUGGGGGCCAUACCCCUAAAGCACUCCCUGGCCCAGGUGGGAGCAUGGGGCUGAAGAAUGGGGCUGGAAAUGGUGCCAAGGGCAAGGGGAAAAGGGAGCGAAGUAUUUCCGCCGACUCCUUUGAUCAGAGAGAUCCUGGGACUCCAAACGAUGACUCUGACAUGAAAGAAUGUAAUUCUGCCGACCACAUAAAGUCCCAGGAUUCCCAACACACACCACACUCAAUGACCCCAUCAAAUGCUACAGUCCCCAGGUCUUCCACCCCCUCCCAUGGCCAGACUACUGCCCCAGAGCCCACACCUGCUCAGAAGACUCCUGCCAAAGUGGUGUAUGUGUUUUCUACUGAGAUGGCUAAUAAGGCUGCAGAAGCUGUGUUAAAGGGCCAGGUUGAAACUAUCGUCUCUUUCCACAUCCAGAACAUCUCUAACAGCAAGACAGAGAGAAGCACAGCCCCUCUGAACACACAGAUAUCUGCCCUUCGAAAUGAUCCGAAACCUCUCCCACAACAGCCCCCAGCUCCAGCCAACCAGGACCAGAAUUCUUCCCAGAACACCAGGCUGCAGCCAACUCCCCCCAUUCCGGCACCAGCACCCAAGUCUGCCGCCCCCCCACGUCCCCUGGACCGAGACAGUCCUGGGGUAGAAAACAAACUGAUCCCUUCUGUCGGCAGCCCUGCCGGCUCCACUCCACUGCCCCCAGACAGUACCGGGCCAAACUCAACGCCCAACAAUCGAGCCGUGACCCCUGCUUCCCAGGGGAGCAAUAGCUCUUCAGCAGAUCCCAAAGCCCCCCCGCCUCCACCAGUGUCCAGUGGCGAGCCCCCCACACUGGGGGAGAACCCUGAUGGACUCUCUCAGGAGCAGCUGGAGCACCGGGAGCGCUCCUUACAAACGCUCAGAGAUAUCCAGCGAAUGCUUUUCCCCGAUGAGAAGGAAUUCCCAGGAGGACAGAGUGGGGGACCCCAGCAGAACACUGGGGUAUUAGAUGGACCUCAGAAAAAACCAGAAGGGCCUAUACAGGCCAUGAUGGUUCAAUCCCAAAGCCUAGGUAAGGGACCUGGGCCCCGGACAGACGUGGGGGCUCCGUUUGGCCCUCAAGGACACAGAGAUGUGCCCUUUUCUCCAGAUGAAAUGGUUCCACCCUCCAUGAACUCCCAGUCUGGGCCCAUUGGACCCGACCACCUGGAUCACAUGACCCCUGAGCAGAUAGCAUGGCUGAAACUGCAGCAGGAGUUCUACGAAGAGAAGAGGAGGAAGCAGGAGCAGGUGGCCGUGCAGCAGUGCUCCCUCCAGGACAUGAUGGUCCAUCAGCACGGGCCGCGGGCGGUGGUCCGCGGGCCGCCCCCUCCGUACCAGAUGGCCCCUGGCGAGGCCUGGGGGCCUGGGGGCGCAGAGCCCUUUGCCGACGGGAUCAACAUGCCACAUUCUCUGCCCCCGAGAGCCAUGGCUCCCCACCCCAACAUGCCAGGGAGCCAAAUGCGCCUCCCUGGAUUUGCGGGAAUGAUGAAUUCUGAGAUGGAGGGGCCCAAUGUCCCCAACCCGGCAUCGCGACCAGGUCUUUCUGCAGUCAGCUGGCCAGACGAUGUGCCAAAAAUCCCAGAUGGUCGAAACUUCCCGCCUGGCCAGGGCGUCUUCAGUGGUCCUGGCCGAGGGGAGCGCUUCCCAAACCCCCAAGGAUUGUCUGAAGAGAUGUUUCAACAACAGCUGGCAGAGAAGCAGCUGGGACUGCCCCCGGGGAUGAGCGUGGAAGGCAUCAGGCCCGGAAUGGAGAUGAACAGGAUGAUCCCAGGCUCCCAGCGCCACGUGGAGCCAGGGAAUAACCCCAUCUUCCCGCGAAUACCAGUGGAGGGCCCACUGAGCCCUUCCAGGGGUGACUUUCCCAAAGGAAUGCCCCCGCAGCUGGGCCCAGGCCGGGAACUUGAGUUUGGGAUGGUUCCCAGUGGGAUGAAGGGAGAUGUCAGUCUAAAUGUCAGCAUGGGAUCCAACUCUCAGAUGAUACCUCAGAAGAUGAGAGAGGCUGGGGCGGGGCCCGAGGAAAUGCUGAAGCUCCGUGCGGCUGGCGCAGACAUGCUGCCUGCUCAGCAGAAGAUGGUGCCCCUGCCGUUCGGCGAGCACCCGCAGCAAGAGUAUGGCAUGGGCCCCAGGCCGUUCCUCCCCAUGUCUCAGGGUCCAGGCAGCAACAGUGGCUUGCGGAAUCUCAGAGAACCCAUGGGGCCCGACCAAAGGACUAACAGCCGGCUCAGUCAUAUGCCACCACUACCUCUCAACCCUUCCAAUAACCCCACUAGCCUCAACACAGCUCCUCCCGUUCAGCGCGGCCUGGGGCGGAAGCCCGUGGAGAUAUCUGUGGCAGGCAGCCAGGUGCAUUCCCCAGGCAUCAACCCUCUGAAAUCCCCCACGAUGCGCCAAGUCCAGUCACCAAUGCUGGGCUCACCCUCGGGGAACCUCAAGUCCCCCCAGACUCCAUCGCAGCUGGCAGGCAUGCUGGCGGGCCCAGCUGCCGCUGCUUCCAUUAAGUCCCCGCCCGUCUUGGGGUCUGCUGCUGCUUCGCCUGUUCACCUCAAGUCUCCAUCACUUCCCGCCCCAUCACCUGGAUGGACCUCGUCUCCAAAACCUCCCCUUCAGAGUCCUGGGAUCCCUCCAAACCACAAAGCACCCCUCACCAUGGCCUCCCCUGCCAUGCUGGCAAGUGUAGAGUCAGGUGGCCCCCCACCUCCUACAGCCAGCCAGUCUGCCUCUGUGAGUAUCCCGGGAAGUCUUCCCUCUAGUACACCUUACACCAUGCCUCCAGAGCCGACCCUUUCCCAGAACCCACUGUCUAUUAUGAUGUCUCGAAUGUCCAAGUUUGCAAUGCCCAGUUCUACCCCGUUAUACCACGACGCCAUCAAGACUGUGGCCAGCUCAGAUGAUGACUCCCCUCCAGCUCGUUCUCCCAACUUGCCAUCAAUGAAUAAUAUGCCAGGAAUGGGCAUUAAUACACAGAAUCCUCGAAUUUCAGGUCCAAACCCCGUGGUUCCAAUGCCAACCCUCAGCCCAAUGGGAAUGACCCAGCCACUUUCUCACUCCAAUCAGAUGCCCUCUCCGAACGCCAUGGGACCCAACAUACCUCCUCAUGGAGUCCCAAUGGGGCCUGGUUUGAUGUCACACAAUCCUAUCAUGGGGCAUGGGUCCCAGGAGCCUCCAAUGGUACCUCAAGGACGCAUGGGUUUUCCCCAGGGUUUCCCUCCAGUUCAGUCUCCUCCACAGCAGGUUCCGUUUCCUCACAAUGGCCCCAGUGGGGGGCAGGGCAACUUCCCAGGAGGGAUGGGCUUCCCAGGAGAAGGGCCUCUUGGCCGCCCCAGCAACCUGCCCCAAAGUUCAGCAGAUGCAGCACUUUGCAAGCCUGGAGGCCCGGGAGGUCCUGACUCCUUCGCUGUCCUGGGAAACAGCAUGCCUUCAGUGUUUACAGACCCAGAUCUACAGGAGGUCAUCCGACCUGGAGCCACCGGAAUACCUGAGUUUGACCUGUCUCGCAUUAUCCCAUCUGAGAAGCCUAGCCAGACACUGCAAUAUUUCCCUCGAGGGGAAGUCCCAGGCCGUAAACAGCCCCAGGGUCCUGGACCUGGGUUUUCGCACAUGCAGGGGAUGAUGGGCGAACAAGCCCCCAGAAUGGGACUAGCAUUACCUGGCAUGGGAGGUCCGGGGCCCGUGGGAACUCCAGACAUCCCUCUUGGGACAGCUCCGUCCAUGCCAGGCCACAACCCUAUGAGACCACCAGCCUUUCUCCAGCAAGGCAUGAUGGGACCUCACCAUCGGAUGAUGUCACCAGCACAAUCUACAAUGCCCGGCCAGCCCACCCUGAUGAGCAAUCCCGCUGCUGCCGUGGGCAUGAUUCCUGGCAAGGAUCGGGGGCCUGCCGGGCUCUACACUCACCCUGGGCCUGUGGGCUCUCCAGGCAUGAUGAUGUCCAUGCAGGGCAUGAUGGGACCCCAACAGAACAUCAUGAUCCCCCCACAGAUGAGGCCCCGGGGCAUGGCCGCUGACGUGGGCAUGGGUGGAUUCAGCCAAGGACCUGGCAACCCAGGAAACAUGAUGUUUUAA